Formica exsecta is the source of this 3224-nucleotide messenger RNA. It is a transcript of the gene Roc2, whose product is annotated as RING-box protein 2. The record is from RefSeq and is a predicted model, not a curated record. The transcript has 3 exons. Lineage: Eukaryota; Metazoa; Arthropoda; Insecta; Hymenoptera; Formicidae. Gene Ontology annotation, biological process: protein ubiquitination; ubiquitin-dependent protein catabolic process. Gene Ontology annotation, molecular function: cullin family protein binding; ubiquitin protein ligase activity; zinc ion binding. Gene Ontology annotation, cellular component: Cul5-RING ubiquitin ligase complex; nucleus. The coding region runs from base 203 to 535 and encodes 110 amino acids.
CUUUGUUUACAAUACGCGGUAGCGCGAGUCACUUGUGCGUACGUGGUACGUGUGUAUUCAGUCGUUUAGACGACGUGAAAUAUUACAUAUCGAAUACAGUGAAAAUAAGACAAACAGAAAGUUUUAAAGAGCGAGAUUCGUGUUGAUCGUGUCGGGCUAACCUCCGCGAGUGUGUUCCACUGUUGUGUUUCUAACCUCAAACAUGGCCGACUCCGAAGACCCGGGUGACCGACUUGAUGGCGAUAACCAGAAGAACGAUAAAAUGUUCACCCUGAAAAAGUGGAACGCCGUGGCUAUGUGGAGCUGGGACGUGGAGUGCGACACCUGUGCCAUUUGCAGAGUCCAGGUUAUGGACGCCUGUCUGCGAUGCCAGGCGGAGAGCAAGAAGGAGGUUUACGGCCGACAGGACUGCGUGGUCGUCUGGGGCGAGUGCAACCACUCGUUUCACUACUGCUGCAUGUCGCUCUGGGUCAAACAGAACAAUCGUUGCCCGCUGUGCCAGCAGGAGUGGUCUAUCCAACGAAUGGGGAAGUAAUCCUCACGGCGGGAUCUCGCGUUCACGAUUAUCCUACUGUCAUCGGUUGUCGUCGUCAUCGAGAAACUGCACAUUCUGUAUCGGUCUUGGAUUCGUUUCGAUACUUCAAAAGCCUUCGAAGGGACUUUGGUAACGAUAUAUAGACGAUAUAUGAGAGACUUCAGUCGAUGUCAUAUUUUAUACAGACAGGGAUAUUAUUUUAUGGUAAUACACAUACAUAAAAGAAUGAUUAAUAAUUUGUGUGAAAAAUACGUAAUUGUUUUUGAAAACUUGUAAAUUAUAUAUGAAAAAACUGUAUAUUAUAAAAAGGGCACUGUUUUCUUUAUCGUUAUCUAAUUUAUGCAAUUAGCUAUGACAAAUAAUUAUCAAAUAAUAGUUACCAAAUAAUAAUAAUUAACUAUAAAAUUUAUUACGCUUAUGUAUUAACGAAUAGACUUUUGGAAAAGUCUUAUUCAAUUCUUUCUGGAUAAUAAAAUAUAAAACUGUGCAUUUUUGGAAAUCAUUUAAUAUAGCUUUAAAUUCUGAAAAUUUAAAAAAUAUUCAAAUUAAUAAAAGUGAUACAAAGUAUUCUUACGUUUCGUUCAGAUUUUAGUAUUGCUGAGAGAAAUAAAUAAAUCGUACAUAAUUAAUGAUAACUAAAAUAACAGAAUAAUUAAUUAAUAGACCUUGUUCUAUUUUAAUAUAUAUAAAUUCAUAUAUAAUCUAGUUUUGAAAAUUUUAUAGCUUACAAAUUGUAUAAAAGCGGUUUUCAUUUAGUGCAGAAUUGUCUGGAAGACAGAGAUAUGAUACUUAUCGAUCGCGAAAUAUUCGGAAGUAUUACAAAUAUUUGAAGAUUGUAUGACGUGAUGGAUCAAAGAUUAUCUCCGGUGUCGAAGUACAAAGUACGCGAUUUCAAUAUUAAAGAUCAACGUAAUUAUCUCGAGAUUACUUUUAUCAAACAUUACGUGUCUAAGAUAUUUGUAUCUUGUAGGCGUAAUGAAAAAGGCGAAUGUAUUAUUAUCGAGACGGAUGCUAAUAUCGAUUCAUUCUAAACACGCAAUUAGAUUUAAGUUUCCACGAGAAUCAAGAUUUCAUCAAAGCGCUUAUCGAUAUUGAUGAAUUUAUAAUAUUAGUUUUUCGAACUAACUCCUUGUCCCAUUCUUCCCCUCCUCCUCACAACAAGAAUUAAAAAGGAUAAAAGAACAAGAAUUAACAUGGAGGAAACAUUAAUUAAAAUAUGUAAGAGAUACCACAAGUCUUGAUAAGUAAUUUGUUAAUUGAUAAUUAAUGACAUCUCUUUGCAAACGUUUGAAAAAUACACUAAUGGCAUUCGUGUGUUGUCUUUACUAGCUUCAAGGUAUAUAUCUAAUUUACUUUUUCAAGAUAUAUAUUCUUUGUUAUUAGAUUCAGAUAGUUGAAAGUUCAAAAUGAAAAUUUAUUAGAGAUUUUCCAUAUUAUUCUACGUUUUGUCUUAUCGCAUUCGUAAACAUUCCUACAAGAAGUAGAAGGAAAAUAUUUAUAAAGCAUAAAAAAGCUUUAAAAGCUAUAUCUUGUAAACAUGUACAUUAUUAUUGAUUUUUCGGUGAAAUCUUAUUGCCAUCAUCAGUGAGACAUAAGACGGAGGAACAAAGUGUAAGUGUUUUCACUGAAGAUCAAUAAAAUACUCACUUCGGUGAAAUCUUAUGAUGCUACUUUAAAUCAGUGACAUUUUCAUUGAUUCAGUUUAAGACAGUGUAGUACUAAUUGAAUUAACGAUAGCGAAGGCUUGCUAAGUGCGCGGCUUUUCAAUUUAUGGGAUCAACCACAGAAGAGAACAGUGAUGGUUUAUAUUAACCAGCAUAUUGUACUAACUAGACAUCCUUGACGACGCAAUUUAUCGUUGAUUUUAUCUGAUAAUAAAAAUUUAUGGUUCCGGCGUCGAAGCGCUGACGUCUCUUGAUAGAAAGCAACGGGGGUCAACAAGCUAGAAGCACCAUUACGACCUCCCUUUUCAUUUCAAUUCCGAAUGUAGAAUCGAUUCUUGCGCAUCUCACAAUUGCCUGGGUAGAGAUUCUUUAGACCGUAGAUUUAUGUUGACUGUGUGAAUUACUUCACCAUCAAAAUAGUCAUAAAAGAUAUUUUAUUGCUUUGAAUAAUGCUUGAAAAGAUGUGAUUGUCAUAUUACAAUACAUCUUACUUGUUUCGAAAUCUCUAUAUUUACACAUGCAAAUUGAGAUUAUAUAUUUUAAAAAGAAAAAAAUAAUACUUCCGCAUAAGAGCAGCUAAUACAUAGUUUAAAUGAUAAUAAGCUGUAGAUAAUAAAAUUAUUUCGAUUUUUUCUUUGAUUACAAUGUAAAGAAUUUAAAAUCGGAUUGAUUUUCGAAGGCGUAUUCUCCUUUUUUAAAUAUCCUUUUCAAAUGUUGUUUUUGUGGACCGUAACUAAAAGUUCAGGGUCACUAUUUAUCUCAAUAUUUACCUCUAUUCCAUAUCCUAAUUUUUUAUUCUUUUUUAAAAACUUUGUUGUAAUUUCUUUCACUUGAUACAUAGAAGGAUAUGAUCAUCUUACGCUGCUCCGCGUGAAAUAAAUUUCGCUUAAUCUUGAAAUCGAAUACAAUAAUAUCUUAAGAUCUUUGCUAUCGCCUGAUACUUUUGUUUUUAUUCUGUGAAAGCUGAGACAUCGCACGAAGAAGUCCGCGUGCGAGAUGACAUGUCAUCCGCUCAUUUUUUUUUU